ACAGUGGAACGCGUGACACGUCGGUGAUCUGCUAUUGUUGCAAACGACCCGUUAAGACGAUGCCAGACGACCUUCAGACUUGCAACCCCAUAGUGUGCUCGCCAAGGAGGCUCGCGAAGAAGAUCGAGAGCUGCAUCUUGAGAAACGCCUUGGAGGAGGAGCAAAGGGCUCAGAAAGCACUGUACCUGCUGCAAGCAAGGGAUCGCAGGAUUGCUUUGCUGGAGAAACGAGUGGCUGAGCUCGAGGAUGCCGCAGCGAAUCUGCAUGAGAUCACUCUUCGAAAUUCCUCUGCAUCCUCGAUCCUGGAACGAAAGGACAGGAUCGUUCCUGAUUUCUCUCGAGGCGAGAAAUCGUUUAAAAUGGACAACCGUGACGGAAAGAGCGACACCACGGUGAAUAGCGAAAUGUCGAUUCCGUGCUUGGAAUUGUCGAAAUCUUCUGUGUCGGAUUCCGAAAGGGAUAUCUUUUCCACGGCGAUCGAUUUCGUGCUGGAGAAUAGAAAGUGUUUCACCUCUAACACUUCCUUUUCCAACGAAGAAGUUACCUCGGAGAAGGUGACUGGACGGGAGAAAUUUCCAGACGAAAAUCUAGACCGUAAAAGCAUGGCAGAGGUCAGAGCUAAAUAUUCGGAGAAGAAGAAGAUGGAUCGAAAGGAAAUUGUGACGUUAAAGGAGGUUAUGCGUGGAAAGGAAAACACGAAGGGACACGGUUUGACUUUAAUGGGGAAGAGCGAAGAAAAAUUUCGAGAUGUGUUGAGUGACAAGAAACAAGAAUUAAAUUGCCCGAGGAUAUCUUCCAGUGUCCCGUGGAUUCCAACGAAGAAUAGUUUUCGCAAGAAGCUUCGUGGCUUUGAGGUUAGGAACGGGAAGAAGAUGGAGCUGGUGCUGCUCCCUGGCGAUGGCGACUCAACAUUUGCGACAUUUCGUUACCUGUCAUACCUCUACAAAUUAAAACCCAGGAUAACCUAUUUGCUCGCUGAACCAACGAGUCCAAGAGAUGAAGAUGAACCUAACCUAAAGAUGUCAAAAUCCAGUUACCUGUCAUACAAAUUAAAUCCCAGGAUAACCUAUUUGCUCGCUGAACCAACGAGUCCAAGAGAUGAAGAUGAACCUAACCUAAAUCUAACCUUAAAUCUAACCCUAACCCUAACUCUGCUCUGA
Messenger RNA from Eufriesea mexicana, 1160 nucleotides. RefSeq lists its product as uncharacterized. The coding region runs from base 60 to 1160 and encodes 366 amino acids. The transcript is spliced from 6 exons. NCBI's taxonomy places the organism in Eukaryota, Metazoa, Arthropoda, Insecta, Hymenoptera, Apidae. The record is from RefSeq and is a predicted model, not a curated record.